Chilo suppressalis (striped riceborer) is the source of this 8150-nucleotide messenger RNA. Lineage: Eukaryota; Metazoa; Arthropoda; Insecta; Lepidoptera; Crambidae. The record is from the annotation of a GenBank genome assembly.
UUACAUCCCUAGCUGUCGGAGUGACGCGUUUGAGUAUGGUAUAGGUAUCGAACGAACGAUUUUUAUAAAUCUAAUAAAAGUAAUAAGAAAGUGUAAUUCUUAUUGUGUUGUGAAUAAACGACAGAUUAUUAUAAGACGCAUCCAGUAUGGAGCAGAUUCCACCCCCCAAGGAGGUGAAAAUCCUCGAAACAGCAGAGGAUAUUCAAGAGCGUCGUGAGCAGGUCCUUAACCGCUAUGAAGACUUUAAGCAAGAAGCCCGUGCAAAACGUGAGAAGCUGGAAGAUUCUAGGCGCUUCCAGUACUUUAAACGUGAUGCUGAUGAGCUCGAAUCAUGGAUUCAAGAGAAGCUCCAAGCUGCUAGUGAUGAAAGCUACAAAGAUCCUACCAACCUACAGGCCAAAAUCCAAAAGCACCAGGCGUUCGAAGCGGAAGUCGCUGCUCACUCAAACGCUAUCGUAGUACUGGACAAUACUGGCAGCGAGAUGAUCUCCUCCGGGCACUUCGCGUCGGAGACCAUCCGUCGGCGACUGGACGAGUUACAUCGCCUCUGGGAGUUGCUGCUGUCGCGUCUAGCCGAGAAGGGAAUGAAACUGCAGCAAGCUCUGGUUCUAGUGCAGUUCUUGCGCCACUGCGACGAAGUCAUGUUCUGGAUCCACGAUAAGGAAACUUUCGUAUGCGCCGAAGAGUUCGGCUCCGACCUGGAGCAUGUGGAGGUCCUGCAGCGCAAAUUCGACGAGUUCCAGAAGGACAUGGCGGCGCAGGAGUACCGCGUCACCGAGGUCAACCAGCUGGCCGAGCGGCUCGUGCUCGAGGGCCACCCCGAGCGGGAGACCAUCGUCAAGAGGAAGGAUGAGCUGAACGACGCGUGGCACCGCUUGCGCCAGAUGGCACUGAUGCGGCAAGAGCGUUUGUUCGGCGCUCACGAGAUCCAGCGGUUCAACCGCGACGCCAACGAGACCAUGGCCUGGAUCUCUGAGAAGGACGUUGUCCUAGGGACAGAUGACUACGGGCGAGACCUGGCCACCGUGCAGGCGCUACAGCGCAAGCACGAAGGCAUUGAACGCGAUCUCGCCGCCUUAGAAGACAAAGUGUCCACUAUAGACGGCGAGGCGGCGCGCCUGGCUGCCAUACAUGCGGACCAUGCACCCGCCAUACACGCCAAACGGGACGAGAUCUCGGCCGCCUGGCAGAAUCUGGUGCAGAAGGCCAAGGAACGUCGUUCGGAACUGGAAUCUUCGUACGCGCUACAUCGGUUCUUGGCCGACUACCGCGACCUGGCGUCGUGGAUGAGCGACAUCCGCGCGCUCAUCGCAGCCGACGACCUCGCCAAGGAUGUGCCCGGCGCUGAAGCCUUGUUGGAGAGACAUCAGGAGCAUAAGGGCGAGAUGGACGCGCGUUCUGACGUGACACGCGCAUGCGUCGCGGCCGGCCGCGAGCUGGUGGAGGGGGGACACCGCGGGGCCGGCGAGGUGGAGGCUGCGCUUACAGCGCUGCAGCGGGACUCGCACGCGCUGCACGCGCUGUGGGAGCAGCGCCGCGUGCUGUACCUGCAGUGCCUCGACCUGCAGCUGUUCUACCGCGACACCGAGCAGGCCGACGCCUGGAUGCACAAGCAGGAGGCUUUCCUAGCUAAUGAGGACGUAGGUGACUCACUGGACUCAGUGGAGGCUCUCCUGAAGAAACACGAAGACUUCGAGAAGUCUCUAGCGGCGCAGGAGGAAAAGAUCAAGGCACUGGAUGAAGUAGCUUCCAACCUCAUCGAAGGACAGCACUACGCCGCCGAUGACGUCGCCCAGAGGAGAGAAAUGCUUCUGGAACGCCGCGCUGCAUUGUUGGAAAAAUCAAAUCAGCGACGUGCGCUGCUCGAAGAUGCGUACAAGUAUCAACAGUUCGAGCGUGACUGCGACGAAACAAAAGGUUGGAUAAACGAGAAGCUUAAGUUUGCCACCGACGACUCGUACCUUGACCCCACGAACCUGAAUGGCAAGGUUCAGAAGCAUCAGAACUUCGAGCAGGAGCUGCAGGCCAACAAGCCACGCGUCGAUGAUAUCACUGCGUCCGGAGAGAAGCUGCUGGAGCAAGAACACUUCGCCAAACCUCAAAUUGAGUCCCGCACAAACGAGCUAGGCGGCCUGUGGGAGAAGCUUUCAGCAGCUUCGGAGCUGAAAGGCAGCAAGCUGCAGGAAGCGUCACAGCAGCAGCAGUACAAUCGUGCUGUGGAAGAUAUCGAACUGUGGCUGUCCGAGGUGGAGGGGCAACUGCUCAGCGAGGACUACGGCAAGGACCUGACGAGCGUACAGAACUUACAGAAGAAGCACGCGUUGUUGGAAGCGGACGUGAGUUCGCACGCAGAACGCAUCGAGGCGAUCCGCUCGCAAGCUGAGCAGUUCAUUGACCGCGGACACUUCGACGCUGACAAUAUCCGCGCUAAGAGGGAUGCCCUAGUGGGACGGUAUUCUGCUCUGGACAAACCCAUGGCAAUCCGCAAGCGGCGCCUGCUGGACUCUCUGCAGGCUCAACAGCUGUUCCGUGAUCUGGACGAUGAAGCAGCUUGGAUCCGGGAGAAGGAACCUAUCAUCGCCUCUACCAACAGAGGUCGCGAUCUUAUUGGCGUACAAAACCUGAUGAAGAAGCACCAAGCCGUAAUGGGGGAGAUGGCACAGCACGAGGCCCGAGUGGAAGCCGUCCGAGCUGCCGGCGCAGCCCUACGCGACGCCGGACACUUCGCCGCCGACGACAUCGGUGCGCGCCUGCAGCAGCUGCACCAGCAGUGGACGCAGCUGCAGGAGAAAGCGCUGCAGCGCAAACAAGACCUGGAAGACUCCUUGCAAGCGCAGCAAUACUUCGCGGACGCCAACGAGGCGGAGUCGUGGAUGCGAGAGAAGGAACCGAUGGCAAACACCCAAGACUACGGCAAAGACGAAGACUCUUCUGAGGCACUGCUGAAGAAACACGAGGCGCUGCUGUCUGAUCUCGAGGCCUUCGGGAACACCAUUAAGUCUCUGCGGGAACAGGCCGACUCUUGCCGGCAACAGGAAUCUCCCGUGGUGGACGUAUCGGGCAAGGAGUGCGUGAUGGCAUUGUACGACUACGCGGAGAAGUCACCGCGCGAGGUUUCCAUGAAGCGUGGCGACGUGCUCACGCUGCUCAACUCCAAUAACAAGGAUUGGUGGAAAGUGGAAGUGAACGACCGACAAGGGUUCGUGCCGGCCGCGUACGUGAAGAAGAUCGACGCAGGACUGUCCUCCUCGCAGCAGAACCUCGUCGACUCCAGCUCAAUCGCUGCCCGACAAAACCAGAUCGAGGGCCAAUACGACAAUUUGCUGGCGUUGGCUCGCGAGCGGCAGAACAAACUCAACGAAACCGUGAAAGCGUACGUGCUGGUGCGAGAGGCCGCUGAACUCGCCACAUGGAUCAAGGACAAGGAGAUGCACGCCCAAGUGCAGGACGUGGGCGAAGACUUAGAGCAGGUGGAGGUGAUGCAGAAGAAGUUCGACGACUUCCAGAACGACCUGCGCGCCAACGAGGUGCGCCUCGCCGAGAUGAACGAGAUCGCCGUGCAGCUCAUGACUGUCGGCCAGACGGAGGCUGCACUCAAGAUCAAGACGCAGAUGCAGGAAUUGAACUCGAAAUGGACCUCGCUGCAACAACUGACUUCGGAACGCGCUGCUCAAUUAGGGUCCGCGCACGAGGUGCAGCGCUUCCACCGCGACGUGGACGAGACCAAGGACUGGAUCGCCGAGAAGGAGGCCGCUCUCGCCCCCGACGACCUCGGCAAGGACCUGCGCUCCGUGCAGACGCUGCAGCGUAAGCAUGAAGGCCUGGAGCGCGAUUUAGCCGCGCUCGGCGACAAGAUCCGCCAGCUAGACGAGACCGCUAACCGCCUCAUGGCCACGCAUGGAGACUCCGCCGACGCCACCUACAGCAAGCAGCGGGAGAUCAACGACGCCUGGCAGCGGCUGCAGGCGCGGGCCAACGCGCGCAAGGAGAAGCUGCUCGACUCUUACGAUCUGCAGCGAUUCCUGUCAGACUACCGCGACCUGAUGGCUUGGAUCAACAGCAUGAUGGCACUGGUCAGUUCAGACGAGCUCGCCACUGACGUCACUGGUGCCGAAGCCCUGCUAGAGCGUCACCAGGAACAUCGUACGGAGAUGGACGCCCGCGCGGGCACGUUCCAAGCGCUGGAGUUGUUCGGACAGCAGCUGCUGCAGGGAGGCCACUACGCUAGCGUCGACAUACAGGAGAAGCUCAACACCAUGGGCGACGCGCGCCAGGACCUCGAGAAGGCGUGGGUAGCACGACGCGUAAAGUUGGACCAGAAUCUGGAGCUGCAGCUGUUCUACCGCGACUGCGAACAGGCGGAGGGUUGGAUGGCGGCGCGAGAGGCUUUCCUGCAGCCCCCCGAGCAGCCCGACCAGCCCGACCACGCGCCCGACAAUGUCGAGCAACUCAUCAAGAAGCACGAGGACUUCGACAAGGCGAUCAACGCGCACGAGGAGAAGAUAGCGCAGCUGCAAACGUUAGCAGACCAACUGAUCGCGUCGGAGCACUACGCGGCCGCGCCCAUCGACGACAAGCGGCGCCAGGUGCUCGACCGCUGGCGGCACCUCAAGGACGCGCUCAUCGAGAAACGGUCCAGGUUGGGAGACGAACAGACUCUGCAGCAGUUCUCUCGCGACGCCGACGAGAUGGAAAACUGGAUCGCAGAGAAGCUGCAACUCGCAACAGAAGAAAGCUACAAGGACCCCGCAAACAUCCAGUCGAAACAUCAGAAGCACCAGGCUUUCGAAGCCGAGCUCGCUGCCAACGCCGAGCGAAUCCAGUCUGUACUGGCCAUGGGCGGCAACCUUGUGCAGCGCGGACAAUGCAGCGGUAGCGAAAACGCCGUACAGGCUAGACUCGCGUCCAUCGCCGACCAAUGGGAGUUCCUGACGCAGAAGACCACAGAGAAGUCGCUCAAGCUGAAGGAGGCCAACAAGCAGCGCACGUACAUCGCCGCCGUCAAAGACCUUGACUUUUGGCUCGGAGAGGUGGAAAGCUUAUUGACAUCCGAGGACUCCGGCAAGGACUUGGCGUCCGUACAGAAUCUCAUGAAGAAACAUCAGCUGGUUGAAGCCGACAUUCAAGCUCACGAGGACAGGAUCAAAGACAUGAACGCGCAGGCAGACGCGCUGGUUUCGAGCGGGCAGUUCGACAGCGCUGGCAUCGGCGCGCGCCGCUCCGCUAUCAACGAGCGGUUCGACCGCGUGCGCAGCUUAGCCGCGCAUCGCCGCGCCCGCCUCGACGAAGCCAACACGCUGCACCAGUUCUUCCGCGACAUCGCCGACGAGGAGUCCUGGAUCAAGGAAAAGAAGCUCUUGGUAGCGUCUGACGACUACGGGCGCGACCUGACCGGCGUGCAGAAUUUGCAGAAGAAGCACAAGCGCCUGGAGGCCGAGCUCGCCAGCCACGAGCCUGCCAUACAAGGCGUGCAAGAAGCGGGCGAGAAACUGAUGGACGUAUCCAACUUGGGCGUGCCGGAGAUCGAGCAGCGGCUGAAGGCGCUCGCGCUGGCCUGGGCAGAGCUGCAGGCGCUGGCGGCCGAGCGAGGCCAGAAGCUGCACCAGUCGCUCGCCUACCAGCAGUUCCUGGCCAAGCUCGACGAGGAGGAGGCCUGGAUCAGCGAGAAGCAACAGCUGGUGGUGGUGGGCGAGUGCGGGGACAGCAUGGCGGCGGUGCAGGGGCUGCUGAAGAAGCACGAGGCGCUCGAGGCCGAGCUGGCGGGACGCGGCGAGCGGGUGGCCGAGCUCAGCGCCGACGCCGACCGGCUCCUGGCGGCCGGCAACCUGCACGCCGACGCGCUCGCGCACCGCAUGCGGCAGCUGCAGGCUAAGCUGGAGAAGCUGACUUCCCUAGCGGCGCGUCGCAAGGCGGCGCUGGUAGACAACUCCGCGUACCUGCAGCUGCUGUGGAAGGCAGACGUGGUGGAGUCGUGGAUCGCCGAUAAGGAGACCCACGUGCGCUCCGACGAGUUCGGCAGAGACCUGUCCACCGUGCAGACGCUGCUCACCAAGCAGGACACCUUCGACGCAGGCCUGGCAGCGUUUGAGCACGAGGGCAUCCAGAACAUCAGCAUGCUGAAGGAACAGCUAGUGGGGGCCGGACACGAGCAAGCUGCCAGCAUCUCCAAGCGGCACGGCGACGUGACGGCGCGAUGGCAACGUCUGCUGCAGGCCUCGCUGGCCCGCAAGCAGCGCCUGCUGCAACUGCAGGACCAGUUCCGCCAGAUCGAGGAGCUGUACCUCACCUUCGCCAAGAAGGCAUCUGCGUUCAACUCGUGGUUCGAAAACGCAGAAGAAGACCUCACGGAUCCAGUUCGCUGCAACUCCAUCGAGGAGAUUCGCGCUCUCAAGGACGCGCACGCACAAUUCCAAGCGUCCCUAUCAUCAGCGCAAAGCGAUUUCGAAGCGUUGGCAGCCCUGGACGAGCAGAUCAAAUCAUUCAACGUGGGUGCCAACCCUUACACCUGGUUCACUAUGGAGGCGCUCGAGGAGACCUGGCGCAAUCUGCGCAAGAUCAUCGCCGAGCGUGAUGUUGAGCUCACCAAGGAGGCACAGCGACAAGAAGAAAACGACAAACUGCGCAAGGAGUUCGCCAAACACGCCAACGCAUUCCACCAGUGGCUCACCGAGACACGCACGUCGAUGAUGGAAGGCACGGGUUCGCUGGAACAGCAGCUGGCGACUUUACGAGCGCGUGCGGGCGAAGUGCGCGCCAGGAGGGCCGAUCUGAGGCGGCUGGAGGAACUCGGCGCGGCGCUGGAGGAGCACCUGAUCCUGGACAACCGGUACACGGAGCACAGCACCGUCGGCCUCGCGCAGCAGUGGGACCAGCUCGACCAGCUCUCCAUGCGAAUGCAGCACAACCUGGAGCAGCAGAUCCAGGCGCGCAACCACUCCGGUGUAAGCGAGGACGCGCUCAAGGAGUUCUCGAUGAUGUUCAAGCAUUUCGACAAGGACAGGUCGGGGCGCCUCAACCACCACGAGUUCAAGUCCUGCCUGCGCGCGCUGGGCUACGACCUGCCCAUGGUCGAGGAGGGACAGCCCGACCCGGAGUUCGAGGCCAUACUCAACGUGGUGGACCCGAACCGCGACGGGCAGGUGUCGCUGCAGGAGUACAUGGCUUUCAUGAUCAGCAAGGAGACGGAGAACGUGCACUCCUCCGAGGAGAUCGAGAACGCGUUCCGGGCCAUCACCGCGCACCAGGACCGCGCCUACGUCACCAAGGAUGAACUAUACGCGAAUCUUACAAAGGAGAUGGCGGACUACUGCGUGGCUCGCAUGAAGCCCUACCAGGACCCGAAGUCGGAGCGGCCCAUCCCCAACGCGCUCGACUACAUCGACUUUACGCGCACGCUGUUCCAGAACUAAUGUAACACCCGCUGCUGCCUCCAAAGCCGCGCACCUUCGUUCUAACGCAUUAAACUACACCACCAAACAAUGCGUCUUUUCAUUCGUGAUGUCAUUCCCUUACCUCACUCGAAACUGUUAAACACAAAAGCGGGAAUACUAAGACACUUGCUAUGUAUUCCAUUGGCUUGAUUUAUUUAAAGCAUGCCAUAAUUUUGAACUAGAUAUUAUCUCUCAUCCUUCGACAAUAUUCGUAAAGGGAGCGUUGGCACGAGGUGCGCGUGCAAAAAGCAUUUGCAAUUUUAUAUUUCACUUUAGCAUCUGCUUGCCAACUUUCCUCAUCAAUUCCAAAAUCUUAUAGACUGAAAUUAAAGCAUUUUUUCUUCAUUUCUGGAGUCCAAGCUGCGCGCACUGCAGUUUCGUAGUACUGGCGCCUUCGAUGGAGAAGCGUCGUCUACUGAUGUUCAUCGCUACUCGUGUAGUCGAUACUUAUUUACUACUAAGUAAAUGCGCAGGAGGGUCAGAAUUCCUUUUCUCUGAGUUAAGCAGAGAGAUAAGAAGCUCCCUUUAUUUUCAUGCUUUUUAUGCACUUUUAAAUUUGGACAAUACAAAUUCUAUUUGCAUUUCAUCACGUUUCGUGCUUGAUAAGAGUAAAAGUAUUUAUUGUAUGUUAACUUGUAAGUUACGCUAGAUAUAAAGUUCAAAUUCUUCAUAGCUUAAAUUUUUAUUUAUUUUUUGUAUUCUCAUAUAAUUUCAAUAAAG